Molecule: messenger RNA, 1569 nt
Organism: Neocloeon triangulifer
Lineage: Eukaryota; Metazoa; Arthropoda; Insecta; Ephemeroptera; Baetidae
Exons: 3
Coding region: 1-1569 (522 amino acids)
Source: RefSeq, a predicted model, not a curated record
AUGCGUCUCAUCCUGUUUGGGGCCGUCGCCCUUUUGCCUUUUUUCGCAGAGUUGGUUCACGCCAAACCAGCCUUUGGCCUUCUGAAGCACUUCUUGAAUUUUGACUCCCCUGCCAGAUUCACCCAUUGGAGGUCCAGACCGGUGAGGAACAACCACUUGAUGAAAACCCGCGGCCCUCCGAGAUUCAGUUCUGGAUCGGCUGGAUUUUGGAAAAAUCCAGCUCCCUACCCUCCCUAUAUUCCUCGUCCACAGUGGAGAACACAUACCUGCUCUGAUUCCACCCCAACCACCCAUUACCGACCCUCCAAACCCCAUGACAGGCCAACCAUCCAGUCCGGCCCCUGCAUUGACCACCACAACCCAACCACCUGCAUUGACCACUACAAUCCAACCCCCUGCAUUGACCACCACAACCCAACCACCUGCAUUGACCACUACAAUCCAACCCCCUGCAUUGACCACCACAAUCCAACCCCCUCCACUGACCACCACAAUACAACCCCCUGCAUCAAAUACUACUGUCGAACCGCCUGCAACAGACCCUUCAGUUCAGCCCCCUGCAUCAAAUACUACAGUCAAACCACCUGCAACGGAUCCUUCUGUGCAACCCCCUGCAUUGAUCACUACAAUCCAACCCCCUGCAACAAACCCUCCGGUCCAACAACCUGCAACAAACCUUCCAGUUCAACCCCCUGCAUCAAAUAUUUCUAUCCAACCGCCUGCAACGGAUCCUUCGGUCCAACCGCCUGCAACGGAUCCUUCGGUCCAACCGCCUGCAACGGAUCCUUCGGUCCAACCGCCUGCAUUGACCACUACAGUCCAACCCCCUGCAACAAACCCUCCAGUUCAACCCCCUACAGCAAAUACUACUGUCCAACCGCCUGCAACAGACCCUUCAGUCCAGCCCCCUGCAUCAAAUACUACAGCCCAACCCCCUCAAUUGACCACUACAAUCCAACCUUCUGCAACAAACCCUCCCGUUCAACCCCCUAUAUCAAAUACCACUGUCCAACCAACUGCAACAGACCCUUCAACCCAACCUCCCACAGCCAACCCUCCGGUCCAAUCAACUGUGUCUCAACACCUUCGGUCAGUCCAGACCCCUCCCCACCCACGACUGACACUCCUGCAGAAACCGAGGCCACAACCACGAUUGGCACAACCGAACUCCCAUCAGAAGUCACAAUGACCACGUUUGUGGAGGAAAACAGCACAGAGGUCACUGAACUGCCGGCCGACGACCAACCUGAGCCGUUCCCUGGAAAUACAGUGGUGACCGAAAUCGAAGAAUAUAGCACCCCGGGUAAUUUAUAUCUCCCACCGUCUGGAAUCAAAAAAAGGGAUGUCAGUGAAAUUGUGCCGGCUGAAACGACCCAAGUUAAACCGGUGCCUCUUCCUGCCGAAUUGGAGCCCACGUCGGUUGCAUCUGGUGCUCAAGGCGCGGACGAAAAUAUGGUCAUCGGGGUGGAGGGUGAAGGAGGCAGCGAGCAGAUGGGCGGGCUCACCCUGGCUAAAUUUGUGGACGAGUUGCUUGCGUUAAGAGCAAAGACCAAAGGCACCGCGUGGUGA